This is a messenger RNA of Protopterus annectens (West African lungfish), 6055 nucleotides long. RefSeq names its product hyperpolarization activated cyclic nucleotide gated potassium channel 1 (gene HCN1). The transcript is spliced from 8 exons. Gene Ontology annotation, molecular function: voltage-gated potassium channel activity. Gene Ontology annotation, cellular component: membrane. Gene Ontology annotation, biological process: potassium ion transport; transmembrane transport. Bases 139 to 2649 code for a protein of 836 amino acids. NCBI's taxonomy places the organism in Eukaryota, Metazoa, Chordata, Ceratodontiformes, Protopteridae. The record is from RefSeq and is a predicted model, not a curated record.
CAACAAAAGCAGCAGUGGAACAGAUCACUUGAAGGGCAUCAAAUGAGUCGUGGCAGGAGUUUGCUUAUCCCACACUGGUCUUUUUGACUUAAAUUGCUGAAAGAAAAGUGCUUUGUGGUGGAGAUCACACUCUUUAGCAUGGAUGACAAGCUCAAUUCUUCAUCUAACAACCGAGAAGAUGGAAAUAACAUACUGCAGGGGAAAGACCAAGAGCAUAAGAACAGUACAGGGAGCCAGAAUUCAAAAGAACACAUGAAUUCAGUGGGUUUUAAACUGGAUCGAGAUGAGGCAAUGGUUGGGUUUGAUGAUCCUGAUGUAUCCCAAAGACAGUCUGGUUUUAUGCAAAGGCAGUUUGAGUCAAUGCUUCAGCCUGGGGUCAACAAAUUCUCCCUUCGUAUGUUUGGGAGUCAAAAGGCAGUGGAGAAGGAACAAGAAAGGGUUAAAACUGCAGGAUACUGGAUAAUUCACCCUUACAGUGACUUUAGAUUUUACUGGGACUUGAUAAUGUUAAUAAUGAUGGUUGGGAACCUUGUUAUUAUACCAGUUGGAAUCACAUUCUUCACAGAACAGACAACAACUCCAUGGAUUAUUUUUAAUGUUGCCUCAGACACUGUUUUUCUUUUCGACUUAGUCAUGAAUUUUAGAACUGGAAUUGUCAUAGAAGACAAUACAGAAAUAAUAUUGGACCCCAAAGCCAUCAAGAUGAACUAUUUAAAAAGCUGGUUUGUUGUCGAUUUCAUUUCUUCAAUACCAGUGGAUUACAUCUUUCUCAUUGUUGAAAAAGGAAUGGACUCUGAAGUUUAUAAGACUGCAAGGGCACUUCGAAUCGUGAGGUUUACAAAAAUCUUAAGUUUGCUACGUUUACUUAGGCUAUCAAGACUGAUUCGAUAUAUACAUCAAUGGGAAGAGAUCUUCCAUAUGACGUAUGAUCUGGCCAGUGCAGUGGUAAGGAUCUUUAACCUCAUUGGAAUGAUGCUUCUGCUUUGUCACUGGGAUGGCUGCCUCCAGUUCUUAGUACCGCUGCUUCAGGACUUCCCACAAGAUUGUUGGGUGUCCCUAAAUGGUAUGGUUAAUGAUUCCUGGGGAAAGCAGUACUCAUAUGCACUGUUCAAAGCCAUGAGCCACAUGCUUUGUAUAGGUUAUGGUGCACGUGCUCCUGUCACCAUGUCAGACCUCUGGAUAACCAUGCUGAGUAUGAUUGUUGGAGCUACCUGCUAUGCUAUGUUCGUAGGACAUGCAACUGCACUCAUCCAGUCCCUAGAUUCCUCGCGGCGGCAGUAUCAAGAAAAGUAUAAACAAGUGGAGCAGUAUAUGUCCUUCCAUAAACUGCCUGCUGAUCUGCGCCAGAAAAUCCAUGAUUACUAUGAACACAGGUACCAAGGCAAAAUCUUUGAUGAAGAUAGUAUUCUAAAUGAGCUGAAUGAUCCACUCAGGGAGGAAAUAGUUAACUUCAACUGUCGCAAGCUUGUUGCUACCAUGCCACUGUUUGCCAAUGCCGACCCAAGUUUUGUGACGGCCAUGCUCAGCAAGUUGAAGUUUGAAGUGUUCCAGCCAUUGGAUUACAUCGUAAGAGAGGGAACGAUUGGGAAGAAAAUGUACUUCAUUCAACAUGGUGUUGCAAGUGUCAUAACAAAGUCAACCAAGGAGAUGAAGCUCACUGAUGGAUCUUACUUUGGAGAAAUCUGCCUGCUAACAAGAGGUCGACGUACUGCCAGUGUUCGAGCUGAUACUUACUGCCGGUUGUACUCGCUGUCAGUAGAUCACUUCAAUGAAGUACUUGAAGAGUACCCAAUGAUGAGGAGAGCAUUUGAAACUGUUGCCAUUGAUAGGCUAGACAGGAUAGGCAAAAAGAACUCAAUACUUCUACAGAGAUUCCAGAAGGACCUCAACUCUGGUAUUUUCAAUAAUCAAGAAAAUGAAAUCUUGAAAAAGAUGGUAAAACAAGACAGAGAGAUGGUCCAUGUGGUUGCUACUACAAGUUUUCAGCAUUCCCCAGCAUUGAAUUAUGGGACAGCUUCUGUUGCUGUCUGCUCUUCAAAGAUCAUAAUGCAAUCUCCACCAGUUUAUUCUGUAUCCAGCCUAUCUCAUGGAAACCUGCAGUCUCAAACCCCAAGCCCUCAGACACCACAGCAAGCUGUUAUACUUUCACCAUGUUCUUAUACUACAGCUGUGUGCAGCCCACCAGUACAGAGUCCACUGACUGCACGAACUUUUCAGUAUGGUUCUCCAACAGCCUCCCAGUUAUCUCUAAUUCAGCAGCAGCAACAGCAGCAAAUGCCCAGUUCAUCUCAGAAAAGUGAGGUCCACAAAAGCACACAAGCUUUGCCUAACAGUAACUUGAGCAGGGAAGUGAGGCCUCUUUCUGCUUCUCAGCCUUCCUUACCCCAUGAUAUUUCUUCAGCAAUGACUAGACCGCAUCCCUCUGCUGGUGAGCUAGUAACAGCAGCACCACAACCUUCUUCUAGUGCUCAGGCUUCUGGCAUACAGUCUGGAAUACGAGGCACUGUUCCACAAAGAGUAUCCCUUUUUCGACAAAUGUCAUCAGGAGCAAUUCCUCCAGUCAGAGGACCACCACUGACUCAUAGGGAUUCUGCAGCAGUCUUAAGCACGGAGGCUGAGGAAAAACCACGGUUUGCUUCUAACUUAUGAUCCCCAUGGUCUCUGUACAGUGUAAAGACAAUGCUUAAGUAACUGAGGAUUCAUGCAUACAACUGUGCAUAUCUCCCACUUAAAUGCCCUUAAAAGUGUUUGUAGUGUGUUUAAUAUUACAGACACAGUAAAAGAAUGUAAAUGAAUAUCAAUAUGAUGAAUUCAAACCAAAUUUUUUUGACUUUCAGAGAUACAUGUCUUCCUUUUCUUACUUUACACUCAAAAAUCUGAUUAUUUUGGUCUUGGUUAAAUGUUUUUAAUCUCUGAUGAUAUGAACCCAUUUUUUUCUCAAAAAGGCAUUUAUAUAAUCAUUUAUAAAAGCCAGUAACUCAUUAUCACAUUAUGAUGUACACAAUAUAAAAGGGAAUGGGCUUUGAAGUCCUUUUAACUGAUCACUUAUUUAACAUAAAUCAUCAUAAUUCAUGAGUUCUUCUAUCCACAGAUGGUAAAUAGUAGCAUUGCAUUUAACCACUAAUGUGUGUUCUGUAGUUUUGCAGAUAUUUCAUGAUUUCGACUGUCGAAAUGAAAAUAAACAUGACGUGCUGCUGCUUUUUUCAGUUAGGACAAAGAUUCAGUAUGUUUCUAAAAGAAAUAUUAUUGGUUUGCUGCUUAGCUCUAAUACCAUUAAAUUAUAUCUCUUAAAAGAUGUUAUGCAAUUUAUUUUAUUUUUGUACUUACAUCAUCCUCGGACAUCAGUACAAUGCAAUAUAAUAUUCACUUAAUAAAGACAAGAUAGUGUUUGCUGUAAAUAACGUUCUUGACCUAAAAUUAGCUUUUACCUGUUGCUGUGUUGUUUAUUCUCAUCUUGGCCAUGCGUUAUUUUUUACAGAAUGCAGUUUCAUCUUUUCAUUUCAAAGCAAAAUAAGAAAUUAUUAAACCUUAAUGCAGAAUAUUUAAGCAGAUUAGUUUGCCAUAUGCCAUAACAGUAAAAUUGCUAUUUCUUGCAGAUGCUUUCUAUUUUGAAAGGUUCGGGGGGUGGGGGUUAGAAGUUAAUUUCUCCCACAGAUGAAAAGGGAAAACAUUUAUUCAUGGCCACAGCUACUUUUUUUUUUGGCAUUGUCAUAAUAAAUAACCUGGUUUCCAGUUUGCACAAAUUUAUAUAACAUAGUUCCAUCAUGCAUCCUUAAAAUUACUCAUCAGUGUGUUAAGAAGUGUUAGACUGAGAAAAACAGGCAAAUCAUGCUGUAUUAAGGUUAAAUAAUUUCUCUUGUUUCUAUAUUACUGUUUUAGGAUUGUAACUGCCAGUAUAUGCGGUUCAAAAAUUAUUGUAGUGUAAAGUCUUUCAUGGAAAAUCAAAUAUGUUACAUUUAUAAGAUAACUUAAAAGGCAGUUUAAGAUAAAGCAUGCAAUGUCAGGUAUGACCCUUAAGCUGAUAUUUGUUAAUUUUUAAAGUAAAUGUUUCUAAAAUGUAAAAAAUGACAAGGCAAAGGGGGUUAAAGCAUAAUGUGAUUUAAUGUGUUAGUUGCUGUUUGUAUGUAUGGUUGACUUUAUUUCUUUAUUUGUCCUCUACAUGGAAUUGCCAGUUGCUUUCUUCAAGAAGAAAACUUUGAACAAUCAUUUGUGCUUAAAUUGUAGUCAUAUUCAUAUUUUAAUAAGAAUACAUUUUAAGCAUUGAUAUAAUUCUUGAUAAAAAUACCAGAAAGUUCCGGGAAAGUGAGAAAUGACAACAGAUCAGUAUUGUAGCUACAUUUAAACUUCAGCUGUUUUUUACCAGGAACUGUAAUAAAUGACAAUGCUCAACCUUAAUUCUUCCAAAUGAAGGACACCACAAUUCCAGUUUUAUAACCAAGGUGCUGGAUUUCAAAAUAAUUUAUGCUUGUCUUAAGAUGGCUCUCUCAGCAUAUGAUCAGAAGAAAUAUGGUAGUAAUAUUAACAAAAGUCUUGCUGAAUCCUUACAUGGAAUAAAAAAAACAAAAAUAAAUAAAGGUACUAGCUCUCAUAGAUGGUCCACAUCCCUAAUACUAAUGGCAAAAUAAUGGGUGUAUACUUUGGUCUAUAGAGCAGCUAUCAUUUGGUGUAACCAUUAUUAGAAUAUUUGUACCAUGACUCAGUUUCCAUUAGGAAAAAAGCCCCUCCGUCCGUCAAACCUCAUACCACACCACUAGAAUCCAAUUGUUCUCUCAACAUGUGAUGCUGGUAUAGAAUAUAUAACACAUUUAAAAUUCAACAUGAAUGUGUGUGGGUUAGUUUUCUUUAUUGUGCUGUAUCAGUAUACAACAGCAUACUUUUGACUUAAUGACAUGAAGUAGCUGAGUGCAUAUGUCCCCAUGUCAGACUGCUCUGCCAGUGUUUGAAAUAUUUAUUUAUUUAUUUUCAUAUUUUAGUUGUAUAUCCAUCCAUUCUGUUCCCCUGCAAUAUAUGUUCUUAAUGCCACAGUUCUCCUUCAAGAAAUAUUAUGUUCGGGCUAGCAUUCUCUGUUUUAUCCCUCAUCCUGGUCCCUCCCCUGUGCCUUUAUCUUAUGUUGAGUCCUCAUCUGUAUAUACAUAAAUAUCUUCCACAAGUUAUUUGGAGUCGAAUGUCCUCUAAAAACCCAUGUCGUUAUUGUGUAUGCUGUUCCAACAUACCCUUCAUAUGCUUCCUUUAGAGGCUGUCAUUUCAUGGCUGCUUUGCAGUCACAAAUCUUUGUAGUAAUGUGGCAUGCAUAAGUAAUGUGAUUGCAUGCUGUGCAAGUGCAUUAUUUUGCUAAGGCACAAAUACAUACUUUGGGACUGUGUGUAUCUUUAAUGGGAACUGCUGGGUGUUGUGCCUUAGGCCAUUUUGGCAAACAUACUGGCAUAGGACACUUGCAGAGAUGAAACUGUUCCCACAGAUUUAACUUUAUUCAUAAGCCUGGAACACCCCUAUAGUCUGAGAUGUGAAGCUUUCUUUGUGGCACUCCCCCACUGUGCACAGAACUUCUAGGGUGUGUCCUUAAGUUCAGGUUUUAUGUUACACAUACUGCUUUUCCAUUACUAUAAGUUCUGGGCAGUGACAUCACACAUUUAAGUAAAAUUAUUUCCUGUGAUUCCCAUGACACUCUUCAAAUCGAAAACAGGAUCCCAUUAAGGUGCCUUUGCUCAAUGACAGAAAUUCCAACAGCAAAAUGCCCAACCUUGAGGUUCUCCUGCAUUUGGAACACAUUCAUGUCUGCAUAAAUAGUGAACCUUAGUUUAAAUGUUCAGAAAGUACUUCCUCCAUUCCUGGGUACUGCAUCUACUAUUAUUUAAGACUUACUGACAACUGUGGUGGCAUCUCCAUAUGUAUUAGGUACUGUAUCACCUCUAGCCAGAUUCCUAAAAGACCCCAAAAGAGUUCAAAAUCUCACUAAACAGGGCCAACUAUCAGUUUAUAGCUUGUUAUAGGACACCCUGUAUAAUACCUCUCAACUGUUAAGAUUUUUGCAGAAUAUCCAGAUUCUUGCCUGAUG